UGCACGCAGUGUAUAUGCGCUUACGCUGUUGGUUUUUUGAAGACGUCCGAAAUCGGAGAAUUUAAAUAGAGGAUAAGAGAAGCAGUGGAAGAGACCUGCUGAAGAAAUAGAACUGAUAAUUAGCCGGCUAGUACGGAUCAUUUUAUAAACUAAAGAGAUCGUCGCGAAACACGGCCGCGUAACCUUCUUAGCCGAGUCACUGGUCACUUAGCCGCUCGCGACUGAGCUGGACAGGACAGCGCCGCGGGCACUUCAGGUGACAGCAUGAUCCGGAACGCAGACUGGACAUUCGUCGGCCUUCUUUGCGCGAUCAUUGCUUUUUUAAUCGACCGUGUGAGUUAGCUUCGGAGAUAAUUACUGAUCCGGGACGGACGCACCGACGACCGGACCGGCCAUGAUUCUGAAAGACGGGGACCCGGGCACGAGGCUGACCGCGGCCGCGGCCACCGGGAACGUGCGGCACGUGAGGAGGAUGCUGGAGGUCGAAGGCGUGCACCCGGACGCCGUGAACAAAUUCGGGAGAACCGCGCUGCAGGUCAUGAUGAUGGGCAGCCGCAGUGUGGCCGCGCUGCUGCUGGAGCACGGUGCCAAUGCCAACGUCCAGGACCAGCAGGGCAUCACACCCGCGCACGACGCUGCUCGGACCGGAUUUGUGGACACCUUGAGCGUCCUGCACGAGUUCGGGGCUUCGCUCAACAUCCCCGACCACGGCGGCGCACUCCCCAUUCACCUCGCCGUGCGAGAGGGUCACGUGGACGCGGUCGCCUUCCUGGCGCCGCGCUCCGACCUGAGCCGCGGAGACAGACACGGGAACACGGCCGUGGACCUUGCCAGGGCCUCGGGAUCGCUGGAGAUCGUGGAGCUGCUGCAGCAUCACGUGGAGCCGAGCCGGGCUCGGCAGCCCUAAAAGACCCUAAAAAAAAAAAAAAAAACCCGAAAAAGGCGCACGAUGAGUCACCUGCGCGCAGACGCGAGCCGGUGCGCGCUC
Scleropages formosus (Asian bonytongue) is the source of this 988-nucleotide messenger RNA. RefSeq names its product cyclin-dependent kinase 4 inhibitor D-like. The transcript has 2 exons. Lineage: Eukaryota; Metazoa; Chordata; Actinopteri; Osteoglossiformes; Osteoglossidae. The record is from RefSeq and is a predicted model, not a curated record. The coding region runs from base 395 to 907 and encodes 170 amino acids. Gene Ontology annotation, cellular component: nucleus. Gene Ontology annotation, molecular function: protein binding.